AAGCAGCAGCUUCAGUUUGAGCUGCUAGGUCUCCAGCAUAUCUCCAUUUAUCUUCCUUGUGUUGCUUUUCACAGCUUUUGUCUGCUUUCUUAUAUGCCUCCUUUGCCUUUUCCAGGAGUUCUUUGGUCUUAGCAUUCUGCAGUUUUCUGUUCAGUACUUUUCUUUUCUCUAUGAGAGGCCAGAUUUCUUGGUUUAUCCACUUCUUCCUUUGUCUAUUUUGAUAUCCAGUUGUGACGGCUGCAGCUUGAAUCACACUGUCUCUGAGCACUGACCAUUCUCCCUCAGAACCAAGCUGUAUCUCACCUUUCUCUGCCUCUGGCAAUGUCUCAGAUCUGCCCCUUAUUUCCCAUUGGGAUUUCUCACAGUACUCCUUUGUUUUCAGUUUUAUACUCUUAAUGUUCUCUACCACCUUCUGGUUAAAGCUGAUCGUCUCAAUUUUAAUUUCAGGUUAGCAGUGGAAAGGUUGUGGUCACUGCGGAAUAUCUACAGCGUAAUAGGACCUCAUUCUGGGACAGGUGACCUGAUGCUCAAGCUAAUGCAGAUGCGCUCCAUCUUGAGUGUUCAUUUUGCCAUCCGGUGAAUUCCAUCCAUGGUUCUUUGUGUGGGAACAGGUUACUUGCAGGAAUGAGUGAAACAGUGGAGUUUGGUGUUCCUCAGCAGGUGGCUCUCACAUCCCAGCAUAGCUCCGAGCCAGUUCUUCAUCUGAAAGAAAAUCUUAGCUGGGAAUGCGCCAGCCACACCUGCUCCCGGUGCCAAGACUUCUCAUCUCUCACUAGGCCAUUUGCAAGGUUACCAGGGUUCAUCCCAUCUCCUGGGCACCCCUCCUGGAAAAGACCCACAAGAUGGAAUAGAGAAUGGAAACCUUCCCACAGCUGUGCUGGGUGCCCUGGAGGAACAAGGCCAUUUCUUCUAACGUCUCCCAGAGCGAGGCGGCCUGCAACCAGGAGACCAUGGCAGACAAGCUAAAGGACACAGGCACGCUUGGCUUCCUGGAGGCAGCUGUGAAGAUCAGCCACACCUCGCCGGAUAUCCCAGCCGAGGUCCAGAUGUCCAUGAAAGACCAUAUCAUGCGGCAUGCACGGCUACAGAGGCAGACGACAGAGCCGGCAUCGUCCACCAGGCACAUUUCCUUCAAGAGGCACCUGCCUCGGCAGAUGCACGUGUCCAGCAUGGACUAUGGCACAGACCCGCCCCUUGAGGCCGAACAGCCAACCAGCAUCGGCAGGAUUAAACCAGAGCUUUAUAAGCAAAAGUCUGUGGACUCCGAGGACCCGGAGAAGGAGGCGGCAAAAACCUGUGGGAAAAUAAACUUCACCCUCAAAUAUGACUAUGAGAACGAGACGCUGAUUGUGCGGAUCCUCAAGGCCUUUGACCUGCCGGCCAAGGAUUUCUGCGGUAGCUCAGACCCCUACGUCAAGAUCUACCUCCUGCCGGACAGGAAGCGCAAGUUCCAGACGCGAGUCCACAGGAAGACUCUGAACCCCACCUUCGAUGAGUCCUUUCACUUCCCUGUGCCCUAUGAGGAGCUGACUAGCAGGAAACUCCACCUGAGUGUCUUCGACUUCGACAGGUUCUCCAGGCAUGACAUGAUAGGGGAGGUUAUCUUGGAGAACCUGUUUGAGGCCUCGGACAUUUCCCGGGAAACCUCCAUCUGGAAGGACAUUCAGUACGCGACAACUGAAAGCGUGGACCUGGGAGAGAUCAUGUUUUCCCUUUGUUAUUUACCAACUGCAGGUCGCCUCACCUUAACAGUCAUUAAAUGCAGGAAUCUUAAAGCUAUGGAUAUUACUGGCUACUCAGAUCCGUAUGUCAAGGUGUCUCUGGUCUGUGAUGGGCGGAGGCUGAAAAAGAAGAAAACCACCAUUAAGAAAAACACUCUUAAUCCUACCUACAAUGAGGCAAUAAUCUUCGACAUUCCCCCAGAGAACAUGGAUCAAGUUAGCCUUCUUAUCUCCGUCAUGGAUUAUGAUAGAGUUGGUCAUAAUGAGAUCAUUGGAGGCUGCCGUGUGGGGAUCAAUGCUGAGGGACUGGGCCGAGACCACUGGAACGAGAUGUUGGCAUACCCUCGCAAACCGAUCGCACACUGGCAUCCAUUAGUGGAGGUGAAGAAAUCCUUCAAGGAGUGGCAAGGCCGAGCAGCCAGCUUCGACAGCCAAGGCUCGUGUCCAUCUCCUAAGCCACCUCCCACACCAUGAGCCACCGAAGCAGUGGACUUAGAAUGGGACUAAACAAAGUUCUUUUGCACUUGUCCUACACAGUCUGAACAACUUGUUGUUGAGUGGCACCGGCGAGGCGCUCCAGGCCUAGUUGUUCCGAUGUAGGUAAAGGCAGAAGAAAUGCUUUGUGGUCAAAUUUGUCUUGGUUUGUUAUGUCUCCCAAGGUGAUGAUGUUUGUGGCUUUCAUUUUAUGGGUCUGCUGUCAGAGGAAGAAGAUGGAACGAAACAUGAGCUGGAAGGUUGGUCUUUAAAAUAACCUGUACAAUGCUGGACCAGUAGCAGAGACCUUCUCAGCCUCUAUGAACACCGAUGACCUGCCCCAGGGAAGAGGCAUGGGGAGAAGCAUGCGGCUGCAUUUUCUGCCUCUGAUUGGAACUGUAUAAAUAGAAGCCUUGAUUAGACUUCGUGUGACCAGCUCUUUAUUAUUGUGAUCAAUCUGAAUUCAGCCACAUGUUUACAGGUUUCUUAUUCAUGUAGAAAUGUUCAUGAGCCUUUCAAAGUUUAUGCUGUGUGUACCCCAAACUUCCUUCUGUGACGUAUUAAAGAUUUGUUGAUUCCUCAGGGAAAACGAUCCAUUUUCUGUAUCUGUAUUCUCCCUAUGGCCAUUUGCAUGAACAGUUACUUAAGAUCUUGUCUGUGCCUGUUGCUCAUUCCUCUGUGACAUCACUUGUCUGAUGUGGAGUGAAGAGGACUGUAUUGACACAAGCAGGGUUCUCAUGUGAGGUGGGAAAUGGGUUAUAGGAGCAGGUGAAAGUCUUGCAUGAACACUAGAUCUUUAUUUUAUAAAUAGUCCUAGUAGUACAGCGUGAGAGAAUACAGGGGAGCACAAAACAUAAACAAGUGGGUUUACAAAAAAAAAAUUUUUAAGCUUUUAAACUAGGGCUGUCAAACAAUUUAAAAAAAAUCACAAUUCAUCAUGAAAUUAAAAAAAAAAGUUGUGAAUAAUUGCCAUUUUAAUUGCACUGUUAAACAAUACUAGAAUACCAAUUGAAAUUCAGCAUGGAAGCAUGUCCUCUGGAAUGGAGGUGAAGCACAAACAGGUAUACAAAUGUGUAGCAUAUUGGGCACAUAAAUAUCUUGCAACGUUAGCUACAACAGUGCCAUGUGAAUGCCUGUUCUCACUUUCUGGUGACAAUGCUGCCUGCUU
Molecule: messenger RNA, 3363 nt
Organism: Trachemys scripta elegans
Lineage: Eukaryota; Metazoa; Chordata; Testudines; Emydidae
Gene: SYT6
Product: synaptotagmin 6
Exons: 9
Coding region: 855-2195 (446 amino acids)
Biological process (GO): calcium-ion regulated exocytosis; regulation of calcium ion-dependent exocytosis; regulation of dopamine secretion
Cellular component (GO): membrane
Molecular function (GO): phosphatidylserine binding; syntaxin binding; calcium ion binding
Source: RefSeq, a predicted model, not a curated record